This is a messenger RNA of Gigantopelta aegis, 2892 nucleotides long. Its product is annotated as leucine zipper protein 1-like. The record is from RefSeq and is a predicted model, not a curated record. The transcript has 6 exons. Lineage: Eukaryota; Metazoa; Mollusca; Gastropoda; Neomphalida; Peltospiridae. The coding region runs from base 81 to 1412 and encodes 443 amino acids.
AUUGCCAACAAAAUGGCUAACCAUUUGAACAUUUUUAACAUUUGAAGUAACGUCGUAGUCAAUAAACGGGCUUCGCAGUUAUGGGUUCGGGUUCCAGUACACAAGUACACUCGAUCAUGGAAUCUGACAGAUCAAAGAGUCUUGAAGAAAAGCCAGGUGAUUCUAUAUUUUCAGUCAACGAAAAGAAAGAAGCAAAGAAUUCACCAAGUUUGUUAGCAAAAACCCCAAAAUUAGAAGGUAUUCAACAGUUGGAGAAACUAUUGGCAGACAGUGAGAGUCGGCGACUCGACCUGGAGGAUCGAAUUGAAAGUCUUGAGGAAACUGUUAGAGAGCUGACCGCUGUUGCAGACUCUGCGACGGUCAAUCAGGACACGAUACGAGCUAAAGAUGAGCAGAUCACUCAGCUGGAACUCACGUGUCAGGACUUGCAGAAAGAAAUAUCACAACUGAAAUUAAAGCAUAAGCUUCGCAUUAAGAAGUUGAAUGCUCAGCUGACGGAGGCGAAACAGGAAUCGUCGAUACGACACUUUGAGCUGAAAUCAGAGCAGGACAAACUCAUGGAGGAAAAUCUGCAGCUCCAACAAAAACUACACACAUUUGAAAAGGAAGGAGCAGCACAAAACGAUGGCCACCAAAGGAUGGAUCUGAUCGUUGAGCUGUCGGGGCAGGUCUCCGAGCAGAGUGACGAGAUAGACAGACUGGAGAGGAGGAUCAAAGAGAAGGACAGAAUCAUCGAGAGACUGGAGCAGACGCAAGCUUCUCUCAUUGCUGGAGCAGACGGGCAGACGUCUGCCACAGAAAGCUGCUCGAGUUUCACAGCUGACAGCAAAGCUGUUGGUGUUGAUAGACUGGUGUCUAGUAAACCAUACGACCUGUCUUCUUACUGCCACAAGGAUUAUUCUAACUCAGGACCAGUCUUGGAGAGACCGGCAGGCAGAUGGCAGUCCAGUAAUGAACAGAAUGAGGGAGAUAAAAAUGAUGAUAGAAAAGGUGAAAGAAAAAUGUGGCAGCCCAGUAAUGAACUAAAUGAGGGAGACAAAACGAGUGAUAGAAAAGAUGAAAGAAAAAAGAAAUUUGGAAUGAGCAAAUCUCAGUCAAAUGCAGCAAGAUUUGAUGAUGAUAAGAAGGAAAAGAAUGGAUUUCCCCAACUUCUGUCGGACUCCGAUUCAGACAUCAGUGUUGACAGUGAGUUCUCACUGAGCAAGGUUCACAGUGCACCACCUGUGUACACUGGAGGUCAGCACAGGAGUGUUGCAAACAAGAGGAUACAGAAGAGGAGGGCUGUUGAGAGUCCCAACAAACCACAGACCAUGUUCUUACCUGUUAAAGGCUUUGAGGAUGAUGAUUUGUUCUCUGUCAGUGCUGAAUUUGAGCCCGCGAUCACUAGUAAUGUAGAACCUAUUGCAUAUUGAAAGUACCAUUAUAUCUUGAAAUAGAGAAGGGCUUUUGAAUUUAAAAGAUACUGUUUGUUUUGUUUAAUGACACCACUAGACCACAUUGAUUAAUAAAUCAUCGGCUGUUGGAUGUCAAACAUUUGUAGUCUUCAGAGGAAAUCUGCUAAAUGUUUCCAUUAGCAGCAAAGAAUGCACUUUCCCACAGACAGGACAACACAUACCAUGACCUUUGAAAUACCAGUUGUGGGAUACUUUUAAUAGAGAUAAAAAACCCUAAUCAGAGAAUGGGUUCACCGAGGAGGUUCGAUCCUUCGACCAAAGCACCUGAAUCAAGUGCUAUACUGAUUGAGCUAGAUGCCGAAACAAACCACAGACCAGGGGCCUAAUUCACAAAGGUCUCUUAGGCUCUGCUAGACAACAAAGCAUCCUCUUUGCAAGUCUUUUAGCAUUGCACUGCGAGAUCACAAAGUUGCGAGAGUUUAGUGAAUUAGGCCCGUGUUCGGACAGGUUAAAGGUUUUGAAGAUGAUGAUUUGUGCUGUGUCAGUGCUAAAUUUGAGCCAGCGUCGCAAUCAUGGGUGAUGUAGAACCUAUUACAUAUUGAAAUUAUGUCUUGAAAUUAGUGUUCAAAAUUAGCUGCAGGCCUCUCAGAAUUGUAAAUUUGCAUAAACCAUUUAUAGGUUAUUUAAAGACAAAUUCAGUUAACCCAUUUUUUGUGUGUGUAACUGCUAUUACUAUGUAAAUGGUGUUUAAAUGUAUCGCAGGAAUUACAAAUGAAUUAUGUAAAAUUUAACUUGGGUUAGCAACAUGCAAAUGAAACAAUCAUUCUUGUAAUUUUCAAAGGCUUGAAUUGGAAUAUCAUCGGUUAUAAAUUGGUUAUACAAUCGGUUGGAAUAUAUGUGUAUAUAUAUAUAAGGAUUUGAAUUAUUAAGGUUUUGCACCUAUUGUCAUGUUCACCAAUACCUUUGUAUUCAGUAUGUUUGCUUUACAUACUUAAAAACAAAUCAAAACCACAGCACAUAAUAUAUUUUAUCACGUUGACAGUCCAUUAUGAAUUUCAUAAUGGGGCACAGUUGAUAAAUUUUUUAUCUCUUAUAAUACAUUACCACUCUGACUUGACUUGAGGCCUUCGGCAAUUUGUUCCAUGAUAGUGUCAUUGCUCAUCUCAGCACAGUGAUAAAGGACAUAUUGUGUAUUGAAAUUGUAAACUCAGCAAUAUUAAGGGCCAGUAAACUGUAUGAUCAGUUUUUGCUGGUGUUAUGUUAUCAAGUUUUGAUCACAGAUGUUGACCACUGGUGCACGCACAAAUUGUGCAAGCGGUGAUCUCUAGACUCUAACCUGACUUGAGGUCUUCAGUAUUUUACUAUUCUUAUAUAAUGUUAAAGAGACAUUCCUGAGUUUGCUGCAUUGUAAGAUGUUUGCGAAUAAUAAAAUAUUUCUAAGAUUAAAUUUAUAUUAAAUAUAUUUUGUUGUUUAGAAUAUCAGUGUCUGUAUAUUCAA